Tetranychus urticae (two-spotted spider mite) is the source of this 4429-nucleotide messenger RNA. RefSeq lists its product as uncharacterized. The record is from RefSeq and is a predicted model, not a curated record. Lineage: Eukaryota; Metazoa; Arthropoda; Arachnida; Trombidiformes; Tetranychidae.
AUGGAAACAUUCAAGAUUACAAAUUUGUUGACAGUCAAAGUGGAUAUUGUGUUGUUUAUUGUUACCUUUGCUUUCAAUGUUGACCAGAUUGUUGGAUAUAACACACUUGGCAGUCCUUGGCGGACUAAUAAACCUUCAACUUCCAGUGAUUCUUCACGUCUUUGUGCAGAUAUCCUGCAAGUAACUCGUAAAUUAUUGGAAAAUGAUCUUCUUCGAGAUGUCAUCUAUCCUAAACUGGGUGAUGAUGGAAUGUUCAGUAAAUCAACAAAAAUUAUUGAAAGUCGAACCAAACCUAAACGAAACAUUGUCCACUUUCCAAGUAAACGUUACUACGCGGGAAACAAUGUUGAACCAUUUGUCAAUCAACAGGAAUAUGAAUUGAAAUUACAGCAACAGUUGUUGAACAGCAAUAGAUCGGAAAAUUCACGCUUUAAACGUCAUGGGCAUAAUCAGAAAUUUUACCAACAACAUUUCACCAAAAUUGGAUCUCUGUCAAGUCAAACAAUAAAUUUGGUUCCAUUGACGGUUCCUUACGAAGAUACCUCUUCUCUAGAAGCUAAUAAACAAACUCAAGCUUACCUUGUUGAUCUAUCUUCAUUAAAUGAACCAACAGAAGACCAAGUUGACCUAAGAUCUUUACGACCAAGAUAUUAUGUGAACCAAGGUGAUCAUAUGGAGAGACGGCAAGACGAUGUCAAGGAACAAGAUGAAGAAACUGAUGUCAAAGGUGAAACUGAAGGUGAAUCCAAUGAACCCAAUGUUGUCAAGAAAACAUUCGGUUACAAAGUAACACUUUAUAAAAGUCCAAAUGUCCAAGAGCCUCAAAUCCUGACGGAAGAAUUUUUUGGCGAUGGAAAGAAAAAGAAAGUGAUCAAAAUACUGAAAAAAGAUGAAGAUCAAGCAUCUGGUAAAACUAGAUCUGAACAGUUGAGCCAACAGCCAAGUUCCUCAUCUGGUCAGUAUAUUCCUAAAUUAGGCGUUUCUUCAACAAUGGAUCCAAGUGAUGAAGAGGAAAUUGAAGCUAGUCGCAAACUACUUGGAGCUGUUAGGAAACAAUUUGCCUCCGAAAAAGGAUUGGAAGCUAAAAGGACCAUCAGCAAAUCAGGAGAUGAGAGCCAGCAUGAUAAAAAAGGUGCCAAAGAGAAAGCUCUCCGUGAAAAGACUCAGAUUGAAUUUUUUGAACGAGAAAAAAUAUUUGCCAAUGAUGAUAAUCAAAAGACAGAAGGAGAACAGCCUGAACCUAAUCAAUUUCCAGUUAUGAAUGAUCGCCCUGCACUAGUCAGGCUGACUACUGUUGCUCCUAAAAAAGCUAAUCGACAACCAAUAACUGUAGUAUCACCGGAGGACCAAAAUAAUGAUAAUGAUAAAUAUAAUGGGAUGGACUUUCAAUCUUUACAUGAUUUAUUGCUUAAAAGACUCAAAGGUUGGAGAGAAAAGGGUUACAAAAUAACUACUGAACUGGAGAUUGUUCAAAGAGGAGCUGUUCAUGAUAAAGUCAGAUCAGUAAGGGAACGUGGUAAAGGCCAACAAACAUUUCAACGAUAUGAGCGAGGAAACGCAAUAAGAGGAAAAACUCCAAGUUCUUACAUCAGAAGCUCAUUGGGUGAUCAAAAGAUUAGGCAUAUUGAACCAUUGUCAGCCAAUCAUAAUACCGAUAAUGAUAAAAUGCAACUUGAAGUGAAGGAAAAUGAAAACAAGCAAACAAACCAGAAAAAUUUAUUUAGCAAUUUACCCAAAUUUUUACUUGAACCAGCUGAUUAUGAAACAGAAUUGGAUGGACCUGAGGAUAAAGUUCAACUUUCGCCUCACAAUCAUCGUCAACCUCUACAUCAGUUACAGCCGAUGCAAACUUUGCCUCCUCAUCCUCAUCAACAUCCACAUCAAAAUCCACAUCAAUAUCAAUUUUCUCAACCUCAGCUUCAUCUUUCUCCUCACUCUAUUCCUCAUCACCACCAGCAACAUCAUUUACAGCAUACUCAUUCCGUAUUACUGCCACCUCCGCCAGAGGCAUUAAAACUUCAAGCUUCACCUCCAUCAACAGGCCCUAAGACAGUCAACUUAGUGAGUUUAAAUAACACUAAAGGAUCUAAUAGACCAAGUAAAGGUAAAAAGUAUUCAUUUAAAGGAAUGACUCGCAAGGUUACAUCUGAAAAAAGAGACGAAGAAACAAUUGGUAAAAAGCAAAAUGUUAGAGAUGGAAAGAGUGUUGACCAGAGUAACUUUAAAAAUGGUGACAAGAAUAAAGUUUCAUCCUCAACUACACCAAUUUCAACUCUAUCCGAAUCUAAAGAGUUCACCAAUAAUAAAGGAGAUCAAAGUAAAAGCGCUAGUAAGUCGGAAGAUGAACAAUCGAAACGAAGAUUGGCAGCUCAAAAGAAAUUAAAGGCCAAAGCCAAGAAAAAGGCAAAAUUAAAACUGCAACAAGAUAAAUUACAAAAUCAAGUGUUACAACAACAGCAAGGAUAUCAAGCAAACAAUUUAAAACAAGCUGAUCGUAAUAUCUUUAGAUCUCCGAUGUCAAUUCAAGAGCAGAUUAUGUUUCCAGCAUCGCCUUUAGCUAGCAAUUCUGGACAUGGUAAUGAAAAUCCAUCUAUUCAUUCUUCUCUUGGAAUUAGUAAUCCAUUAAAUUUCUUUGAUGGUUUCCACGAUGGCCUUUACAUGCCCAAUGAAAAUGACUUUGAUGAUAUUUCAUUUGGUAAUCCAACUUUAAUCUCUAUUCCUGGACUGAUUGAAACUCCAAAUGGCGAACAAAAUCCACAUACAGCUGACCCUUUUAAACUGUUAAAUAAUCAGAAACAAAACGAUGGAAGUAACAAUCAGAAGCAAAACUUUUUCGGUUUUCAAGAUUAUACAGAAAUUGGAAAGAAACAUCGUCAAAAUGGAAUCUCUUUUGAAGAUCCAUUAACAUCGCAUCCAGUUAGUCCACCUCAUACCGAAAUACUUAUUGGUUCAUUAAAUGGACCUAAAAAAUUGACAUCACCAAACUCUGGUUCAGAUUCAAAAGCGAAUAAAAUUCGCAACUAUCCAACAUCCAUUCAAGACAUAACAAGAGGCAAGAAAAUGUCAAACAGUUAUACCGUUGAUCCUAGCUUUGGUCGAGAAUCGCCCGAUAAUUUAUUUUUAUCUCAACCUGGAAAAGAUUCAGAGCCAAUGUUGAAUCAGUUUAAAAAUGGCCUCACUUCCAAUAGUAAAAUGACAAAUGAAAUGAAUUCUUGGAAUGGUAAUAACCACAGAAAUAAUGCUCAAAAUUUUCAAACAACACCGAUUACAUUGCCUUGGUAUCAGCAUGAGGUUGACAAUUUAUUGAAAAGCAAUCCUGGAAAAUCAUCUUCAUGGGAUCAAGGAAAGCAAAAAUCAAAGCAGAUUACAAAUAAUUUCAAUCAACCAGUCGAUCAAAAUUUGAGGCAUUCAGGAAGAGAUCAGAGACCAGUUCGCUUUUCAACGCCAAAACCAAUAUCUAAACAAAAAAUGGGCUUUGCUUUUGAUGAACCACUAGAGUUGAUUACCGAAACACCGAGAGAGCUUAAACCAGUUGAUUACCCUCGAUUAACAUGGAUUGAGCCUGAAGCUGAUAAGGUUAAAAAACGUAAACAAAAGAAAAAUAAAUCAAAAGGAUUGAAGAAUAAUAAAAAAAGUAAUAACAAUGUUAAUAGUUAUCAACAGCAAAUUCAACAAUUAACUGAUGAUAUGAUCUCCAUAGGUUUUGAUUCUCAGCGAAUGCGAACUCCAAAAGCUCAAGACCUUUUAAUGCGUUCAUCUCAAAUUUAUCCUCUAAUUGGUGGUUAUUCACCUUUCAUUAUGCCUUCAUCAGCGAGUGAAGAUUUUAAUGUAACAGUUGAUUCCGAUGAUGAGGUUGAAGAUGAUGAGUCCAUGAAUCAUCAAGAUGAUGAUAAUCAAAGUGAAUUUGGUUUAGAUUAUGUUGGUGAUGAUAGAGGGAAGACGGAGGAAGGUAAGAAAGAGGCGGUUGAAGAAAUAAUGAUGAAAAGUAAUAAUUUUAAUACAAAUGUUAAUGAUGAUAAUGGUGAGGAUGAUGAGGAUAAUGAUGAUGCUAAUGUUAAUCAAUCUGAGAGCGCAAAACAAAAGCAACAGCAACAAAAAAACAUUCCCAAUGAUCCUGAAUUAUUAAUUAAAGACAAGAUUAAUGAUGAAAAUAAAGCAAAAAGUAAUUACAAUUUAAUCAGCAAAAAUGAAAGGGAUCCUGAUAAGCCAUCAAGCUCACAAAUUUGGUCUCAACCAUGUCCAACAUGUCCAGAAUUAUAAAAGUGAAUACAGUUCAAUUGAUUAGCCUUUCAAUCUCUCAGCCUCUUUUAAAUUUUUCAGUCAAAUUAAAUCUUGAUUACGACUAAAUUGAGUUUAAAGUUGUAAAAGGCUGAAAUGAUUUAAAACAUCUACUUUAUGGCAAUUUGUCAGCUAAUGUUUCGUCUAAUGA